Messenger RNA from Varanus komodoensis (Komodo dragon), 1337 nucleotides. It is a transcript of the gene GPX1, whose product is annotated as glutathione peroxidase 1. The record is from RefSeq and is a predicted model, not a curated record. Gene Ontology annotation, molecular function: glutathione peroxidase activity. Gene Ontology annotation, cellular component: cytosol; mitochondrion. The transcript is spliced from 2 exons. Lineage: Eukaryota; Metazoa; Chordata; Lepidosauria; Squamata; Varanidae. Gene Ontology annotation, biological process: response to selenium ion; response to hydrogen peroxide; glutathione metabolic process.
GGCGAAGCUGCUGAGUUCUUAAAAGGAGAGCUAAGGGCCCUUUGCCGGCGUACUUGCAGCGGAGAAAGCGUGGCUGCUCUUGCAAUGGCGGGGAAGUCGUUGGCCGGGCUGGCGGGGCAAAUGGUGCGGCCGCUUGGGGCGGCGGAGCCUGUAGAUCUGGGCUCGUUGGUGGGACGGGUGCUGCUGGUUUCUAACGUGGCUUCGCUCUGAGGCACGACUACGCGGGACUACACGCAGUUCCACGAGCUGCAGCGGCGCUUCGGGCCUGAGGGGUUCGCCGUGCUCGCUUUCCCGUGCAACCAGUUCGGCCACCAGGAAAAUACCACCAAUGAGGAGAUUCUGAAUUCACUCAAGUAUGUCCGCCCAGGCAAGGGGUAUGAGCCCAACUUCAGUGUGUUUGAAAAGUGUGAGGUCAAUGGAGCAAAUGCACACCCUCUCUUCAAGUUCCUGAAAGAAGCAUUGCCUUACCCACACGAUGACCCUGUAUCCCUGAUGACCAAUCCGCAGUUCAUCAUCUGGUCUCCUGUGUGUCGUUCUGAUAUCGCAUGGAACUUUGAAAAGUUCCUCAUUGGUCGUGAUGGAGUGCCUUUCAAGCGUUACAGCAGGCGGUUUGAAACCAUCAAGAUGCAGGAUGAUAUUGAGAUGCUGCUUAAGCAGGCCCCCUAGAAUCUUGCUGAAACUUCUCUCUACUUACCUGCUUUGAACUAGGCUUCUUUCACAGAUUCUGCCCUAGGUUAAGAGCUAGUAAAUUGCAUAUACAUUCAGAUUUAAACUGGGGUAACCUGAUUGCAGAGCAAAGUUGUUCAUGUACUACAGCAAGAAAGCUUCACUGGAGUAUAGGGAGUCACUGAUACUGAUUAAGCUGUAGCUCUUUCAGGUGUAUACCUGCUAUAAAAACAUUAUACCUAAAGCAGGUAGUAAUCAGUCUUCAUGUACAUUGCAUAAAUAUAUGCCAGUAGGUUGGAGCUCCUUAGAGUUCCUAGUAAUGUUUACAUGCUGUACAGAAGAUGGGAGUAUAUUGCAGACAUUCCAGUUCAAAGGAUAUAUAUAAUGUGGGCAUAUAAUGUGCAUUGCUAAAAAUCAUACUGUGUGAAGCUCUGUCUGCCUUUGCCUCUAUUUCCUUUUUCUGUGGUUCAUCAACUGUUUACUCUGAUAGUAAAUUUCUAUUCUCCAUCAAAAUUUUAUUAAUGAUGGUGCUUCUUCUAAACAUUUGAAGGGCACUUGAUGUACUUGUAAAAUUUUGUGUGAAGUUGUAGUCAAUUACUGCAGGGAAAACAGCUUGAUCAGAGCUUUGAUGCAAAAACUACUUGACAUUAAUAAAGUGUUUCAAAUAAAAA